AUGGCGGAGAGCCCGGGUCAGCCGGUAGGGAGCGACGAGCCGCGGGGAGCGGGCGAAGAAGAAGGCGCGGAGGCAGUGGGGAAGCCGCAGACCGUGCUGUGCCCCGAUGGGGGAGAGGAACCCACUGAUGAGUCCUCCGACGGCGGAGGGGGUGCCGGUGGGCAAGAGGAGGCCGCCGUGCUCAACGAGGUGCCCGGCGAAGAGGGUGGUGGAGAGCCCGGAGGGGUAGCGGAAAGCCAAGGAGCGGGGCAACAGAAGGAGGCAGAGCUGCCGAGACCCGAUGGGGACGGUGCGGCUCUGGAGGGAAGGGAACCGGCAGCGGCCGCGGGACUGGAGUCCGCGCCGGCGGGGGUAGAGCCAGAGCAGGCGGCGGGGAAAGUGGCUCUGGUGGGAACAGAGCCCGAAGAAGCGGCGGUGGCCCCGGCGGUAGCAGAGCCCGAAGAAGUGAUAGUGACAGCCCCGUCGGGGUCGGACCCCGAGGAUGUGGUACAGGGGGUGAAGGCGGUGGGAGCAGAACCCGAAGAGGCGGCCCCGUCCGGGACGGUUCCUGAGGAUGCAGUGAGAGAGGAAGCCCCGUCCGGUACGGUCCCCGAGGAGGCAGCGAGAGAAGAAGCUUCCCCCGAGGAGGUAGUGAGAGAUGAAACCCCGUCCGAGACGGACGCCGAGAAGGCUACGAGAGAGGAAGCCCCGUCGGGGCCAAGCCCCGAGGAAGCUAUGAGAGAGGAAGCCCCACUGGGGACGGAACCCGAGGAGGCUAUGAGUGAGGAAGCCCCGUCGGGGACGGAGCCCGAAGAGGUGAUGCAAGAAGCCCAGGUUGGGACAGACCCCGAGGACGCGGUGCAGGAAGAAGCCCCGUCGGCGCCAAGCCCCGAGGAAGAAGCGGUGAUAGAGGAAGCCCCGUCGGGGGCAGAACUUGAGAAGGAGGAGGAAGAGGCCCCAGCUGGAGACGAAGAGGCCACCCAGCGCCCCGGGGUUGCAGAGGACGCGGUGCCGGCUGCAGGGGAGACCGAUGGCGGCCGGCAGUCGCCGGCAGGCCCCGGAGGGGAGGACGGAGCCGAGGUUCUGCCGGGGGCUGAGCGAAGAGCCGGAACCGGGGAGGCGGCGGAGGCCGGAGAGGAGAACGCUGCCUCGGGGGGAGGAGGCGCGGCGGCGGCGGGGCGGCCCGGAGGGUGGCCGGGCACCGAGGGCGGCGAGUGGGAGUCGGCGGGCCUGAGCCUGAACGGGGUGCAGGGCCGGGCGGAGGAUGAGGAGGACGAGACGGGCUCGCCGACCGCGCUGGAGGAUGAGGAGAAGCAGGAGUACGACAUCUCUCUCUUCGUCAAGGCUGGCAGUGAUGGGGAAAGUAUUGGAAAUUGCCCGUUCUCGCAACGUCUCUUUAUGAUCCUAUGGCUAAAGGGUGUCAUAUUUAAUGUCACAACUGUGGACUUGAAAAGAAAACCUGCUGACCUGCAGAACCUGGCCCCGGGGACGAACCCACCCUUCAUGACGUUUGAUGGUGAAGUCAAAACUGAUGUCAAUAAGAUUGAGGAGUUCUUGGAAGAAAAGCUAGCACCGCCCCGGUAUCCCAAACUUGCACCGAAGCACCCUGAGUCUAACUCUGCAGGAAAUGAUGUGUUUGCAAAAUUCUCUGCAUUCAUAAAGAACCCAAGAAAAGAUGCUAAUGAAAAUCUGGAAAAAUCUUUGCUUAAAGCCCUGAGGAAGCUGGACAACUAUUUAAAUAGCCCCUUGCCUGAUGAAAUUGAUGCUUAUAGCACUGAGGAGAUCACUGUGUCCUGCCGGAAAUUCCUGGAUGGAGAUGAGCUCACCUUAGCAGAUUGCAACCUCCUACCAAAGCUCCACAUAAUUAAGGUUGUUGCAAAGAAAUACAGAAAUUUUGAUUUCCCACCCGAAAUGACGGGGAUUUCAAGAUACUUGAAUAAUGCAUAUGCAAGAGAUGAAUUUACAAACACUUGUCCUGCUGAUCAAGAAAUCGAGUAUGCGUAUUUGGAUGUUGCAAAGAGAAUGAAGUAAAUGGAAGAUGUUUCCCUUCUUUUAUACUUCUGAGAUUUUAUGGGCAUCAGCCAAUAUGGAAACAAAAAAAAAGCCAGCACGCAUUCUGCAGUGCAAUUUUAACUUUUGUUAUUGGCCAAUCCUUCUUCUGUAAUAACUGUGUAGCACUGUUUGCUUGUUCUUAAAUGAUGUAUGUGCAUCUGUGUCUGUACAGAUGUACACACACAGGAAUGUGUGUUAUGCACUCCAAGUUAAAAGCAUCAGUCAGUACUCAGGCUUUUGCUGAAGGUAGAGAACCAGCAUAGGUCACAAUUAUAGCAAUAUUACAGACUAGCGACAUGCUAAAUGACUGAAUUUAGUGAAGAAAUAGCCCUGUUCCUAACACACAUGUAACCUGUCAUUACUGCUGCCUCUGAUGUGUGUUUCACAGCUGUUGCCAAAUUUCGCAGUUCCCGGGAAGGUUUCUGCUUGCUUCUCCCCAGGCCUCGGCGGCCCCAUGCCAACAGUUGGCACACAUGCAGUACCCUGGUUAAUCCAGGAGAGAAGCCAGACUGGAGGUGGGACCACACCUGGCUUCCCAGAAGCCCUCUCCUCUGUGCUAGAGACCUGCAGGGCAGGUCAGUGAAGAACAACUUGUCCUCACGUUGCAUGAACUGUCUUUGGUAUGAAAGAAAGUAAUUAGAAAGAUCCCGCCUUCUCCUCUCUCAGGGCUGCAUAACCCAUCCAGCUUCCUUCAGACAAAGAGAGGAAUGCAGACUGUCACUGGCCCAUGGAUUAUUUGAUAACAAAUAUCUGACAAGGGAGGAGGCAGAGGCUUGGUUGUCGCUGCAGACUCAAUAAAUGGGUGAACAUCUGCCCCCUGUUACUGGUGCAGAAUCCCUCUGUCAUCCUUUUGUGACUCCCAUUUGGUUUUGGAAAGCAAAGAAGAGGGUUUAAGAAAGCUUGUUGUCCUUUUAUGCUUCCCUUUCUGGAUUUACUUGCAGGGUUUGCAUUUUCCCAAGCAGUCACAAGGACUUCUUUGCUGAGAGCUUUCCAAAUGUCCAGGCGUUGUCCCACUGAGGACAACAGAGGCAUAGCUCCUGCCUGGGGGAUGGAUGAGAUGAACCUCUCCAGGCGGGCAUGACCCUGUGUUCAUGGUACUACUAACAGAUAUUCUCUGGGCUUUAUGGAACAUGCUGUUGGAGAGGUAUCAACUCUGAAAAGUCACAUCCAUGGCUGCUUCUUGCUGAGCAGGUCCUCAGCAAGCACCUAAGAGCAGAGGGUGCAGUGGUUUAGUCAUAGGGUCAUCUGGAAGUUUCCUUCUGAUGCGUUUUGCCUGUAUGUACAAAAUAGACAUGGAAACAGCUAAAAAUAGCUUUUGUAGCACCUACGUCCAUACAAAGACUGAUACAGAAUAGCCAUUCGUCUUUGCCUGAGUUAAACAUAGGCUUGCUUUCUAACAAUGCAUUACUUAGGGUAAUAGUAGGUGUUGGGUGUAUGGUGUCUGUGGCUUCCUCUUACACACUACACAGUUCUUUUGCAAAUAUCCUAGCAUGAUUAUUUGUAAGCAGUGUUAAACACACAAUUUUAGUUUCUCUAGCUUCUCUACAGAGAGAACAGGCACAACACCUUUCCCUUACAGCCUCUGUUGUGAGGUUACUCACUGGGGUUGGUAGCUGAGCAGUCACUCUUCAUUUCUUACUAACUGUUACUUUGUAUUUUCAACUACGUACCUGAAUAUAUAAUAAUAUAUAAAAUAAAAAUCUGUAUACUCUUUUCA
Molecule: messenger RNA, 3748 nt
Organism: Centrocercus urophasianus (Greater sage-grouse)
Lineage: Eukaryota; Metazoa; Chordata; Aves; Galliformes; Phasianidae
Gene: CLIC6
Product: chloride intracellular channel 6
Exons: 7
Coding region: 1-2010 (669 amino acids)
Source: RefSeq, a predicted model, not a curated record